GUUUGGUAAUCAGUUGGGUCGCAGUUUGAUGACGUUUUGACAUUGCUAUGGAGCGCUCUUGAAAAAGUUGCUAACUAGCUCGCUUGUAAGGUCCGACCUCUGAGGUAUAAUAAGAAGGGUCCAUCCAUGGCUCUUAUUUCAAGAUCAUGCAGUGGGUUCCUCGCCCAACUGUCAUCACUGACGCAUCACAAGGCUUUCAGUGUGUCAGCAGCCGCCGCAGCCAUCCAGAAGAUGACCAGGGUACGUGUAGUUGACAACAGUCCACUGGGUAAUACCCCGUGGCACCGCUCCCCUAGAGUCAUCCACGUGUACACCAAGAAUGGAGUGGGCAAGGUGGGCGACCGCGUUCUACUGGCCAUCAAGGGAGGGAAGAAAAAAGCUCUUAUCGUUGGCCACAAGAUGCCCGGAGAGCGGAUGAACCCGCGUUUUGACUCCAACAAUGUUGUCCUGAUUGAAGACAAUGGUAACCCUACGGGAACUAGAAUUAAGGUUCCACUACCGACACACUUGCGCAAAAUGGAAGGAGACUAUUCCAAACUGUUAGCCAUCGCUAGCAGGUUUGUGUAGUACUGUAACAGCAGGUCCUUCGUUAAUAGUUGUGAUGACAGCUGUCAUGUCCUCAUACAGGAUCAAGCCUAUGGGGGUGAUUCCUAACACAUUUUCACGUAGUCUCCCAUUGAAAUCAACGUAUAACUAAGUGAACAUUUUUUACUUUAACUCGGCUGUGUGCCCCUAUGUUAGCCAACGGAAAUCUCUCCACAUGUUAUUGGUAAUGAAACCAUGUUAUGGCCUGUUGUCAAUGUAAUCAGACCCUUUUUCUCCACGAAGUCUCAUGUCAUUUAUGUUGUUUUGAUAAAUAAAAUUGACAUCAUUCAAA
Salmo salar (Atlantic salmon) is the source of this 877-nucleotide messenger RNA. RefSeq names its product mitochondrial ribosomal protein L14 (gene mrpl14). Gene Ontology annotation, biological process: translation. Gene Ontology annotation, molecular function: structural constituent of ribosome. The record is from RefSeq and is a predicted model, not a curated record. NCBI's taxonomy places the organism in Eukaryota, Metazoa, Chordata, Actinopteri, Salmoniformes, Salmonidae. Gene Ontology annotation, cellular component: ribosome; mitochondrion.